This is a messenger RNA of Cadophora gregata, 2000 nucleotides long. RefSeq lists its product as uncharacterized. NCBI's taxonomy places the organism in Eukaryota, Fungi, Ascomycota, Leotiomycetes, Helotiales, Ploettnerulaceae. The transcript is spliced from 2 exons. The coding region runs from base 108 to 1808 and encodes 566 amino acids. The record is from RefSeq and is a predicted model, not a curated record.
CAUCACGAUCAGCAUAUAUUACGGCACGGGACAUCAAGUCUCUGCCUAUUCAUGUUUGUUGUUUUGGAACAAAAUUAUUCAGACUCUUCAUUCAUCAUUAAAUCACCAUGAUUGAGCUUCCAGCCGAUGUUUUGUACCUGGUUUGUGAGGAAGUAUCCAAGUUACAAGACUUCCACACCCUCUUCAACUGCGCCUUGGCAGGGAAGAAUCUGGUCCAGCCGGCGCUUCUCUGGCUCUACAGAAUCCACCUCCAGUCAAGUAUUAUCAGCAGUGAAGGCAAUGACGCUGACCUAACUCAAAACGAUACCUUCCAAGGCCGACUUGAGGCGCAAACGACAACACUGCUCAAGUGGGCAUUGCUAUGGAAGUCUAUCAUUCGAUCGAGUCUCGGAAACACGGCCUAUCCAUAUUGUCUAUAUAUCCGAUCCCUUGACCUCAGAAACCUCUCCGACCUGCUCGAGGAUCCUCAAUUCCGAGACAAGGCAUUGGACAACUUCUUCGCGGGCGACAUGACACAGUUCUUGAAAUCCCAAGAAACGCCGAUGAAGCAGAAGAUGAGAGGAGCUAAGGCAUCAUUCAAGAAACUGGAUGUCGCCAACGUUCUUGAAUUGGUUGGGGAAUCUAUUACCAGCUUUGUGAGCCAAGCAGCGAGUGAAAACAGAACAACGGUCGCUGUCGACGACUUGUCAGGCAAUAUUCGUACUUCUGCUCUCGCCAAUUGGAUUAGCCGCCUGUCGAAGCUGAAGAGCAUGACAUUAUGGGAUGGUGCUGCUCUCGACAAGAGCGUUGCAGAAGCUAUUUUGGAGAGCUGUUAUAAUUUCGACGACUUGACAUUCUUCACCUGUUUCAGGAAUGACACUGACCACGACCUGGCAUCAUUCUUUGGUGGACUCCGUGCCAACUCUCUUCGAUCCUUUGCUGCGCUCAGUGCUGGUGCCUUGGGACCGGAGACUCUACUUUCGCUGAAUCAUCACGCCAAAUCGCUGAAGAAGUUGAAGAUGGAUGGGUUGAGAUCAGAUGCCGUCAAAAGCCUGUCCUUUCUACAAGGCUGCACUGCACUUGAGAGUCUUGAGCUUUCUGACUCGAACGGAGCAGUUGACUUGGAAGCCACGGAGAACGAUGUCUUCCUGGAAGUCAUUACUUGGUUGGGUCAUUGUGAAGGACUUCACGAGCUUCUUCUCCGGAACUUUAUCAGUGGUCCUAAGAUCCUUACUCACGUCUGCCUGAAAAACAAUAUCAGACUCAAGAAGUUGCAAGUCGUUGGAUAUUCACUGGCUGGUAAUCAAGAUUUCCACAGAGCCUUGUCACAUCAAACAUCCCUCGAGUCUUUGGAGCUGAGAGCAGACGCUGAGACCGCAUUCCGUGACGACAUCGAUGUUCUCGUUUCCUCCAUCUGUCGAUUGAGAAACCUGAAAUAUCUGGAUCUUCUUUCUACCUCUGAUUACUUCUGUACAGAUGAGAUUCUGAACCUCGCCGCAAACCUCAAAGAACUUGAAGAGGUAUUCUUCAGUGGAUACGAUGUUAACGAUGCUGUUUGGCAUGGUCUUUCUCAGCUCCCCAAAUUACGCAGUCUCAACAUCCACGCCGUCACAUCAUUCUCACACCGUGCAAUGCAUGGCUACGUCUCUACUCUCAAAGACACUAAUCGAGGUCUGCUACUAUCAGUCAUGAACCAAAGGGCCGAGAAUGCUAUCAGCGAACGUCAGGAGAAGAUGAUACGACAGAGCAUUCAGGAUACGGUUGAUGGGAAGUUCGAGUUUACUCUGUUCAGAGAACUUGAUUCGGAGUCUGACUCGCCAUCUGACUAGAUAUGCGCUUGUGGUAUUAUACAAAAGUUGUUCGAUCAUGUGUACUUGUAGGAUGUAUAUUUGGCAAGAUUGCGAUUAAUGAAUGAUCGAGGAUAGGACAAAAGCUAAGGGCAUAGUUCUACUUGAGUGCUGGAUGUUACACACGUGGUACAAGUACUCCGCUAUGAUAAAUGAUAAACAUGAAACUUGCUA